AUGUCGUCAUCUUUAAACAUUUUCGAAAGAGCUGUGCAGGAUCCAUUUUCUGAAGCUUGUGAUAAUGAGGAUGAAGAAGAAUUUCUAACGUUUAACGGUAAUAGCAGAAGUGCGGGACUAGAUUCCAGGAGGCUCAAUGACUCUAAGGAAGGUGAUAAUGAUUAUUUAGAGUGCGAGGAUGCAAGGAAGGCAUUCGCGAACCUAAUAACGGGAGAAAAGCCAAAUAACAAUUUUGAACCUCGUUCGUCGUCGAAUAACUAUAAAUUAUACUCUCCUAACCUUAAUAUAGAGAGCUCCACUCCAAAUAAGAUUCGUUGGAAGAACAGACCUCAUAACUUGGAACUGAUGAAGAUAAGAACAGCACCUCACAGGAUUGGUGGAUUUCCUCUGGGGACCUCUAAUAUGCCACAUGCAGUUUCACAGGAGGAUCUUUCACCAGUUGCGGGGUUCCCACUGAGAAGAAAUAGAGCAAACAGCAGUUCAUUCAUUCAUCAUUUAUCUAGGCAGACAACGGGCCAAUCCAAUACUAACCAAAAUCAACAGUUAUCUAGGGAACCAACAAACGUUAAUGCAUCUGCCACAAAAUUGACAAGAUCAUAUUCAUUGACUCAUCAACCUUUUAGGAAGACUUUACCAAGACAUUCUUCCUGUUUUGCAAUACCGACACAUCUUUAUGGCUUGGAAAAAUACGUUUUAUCCGAAUUGGAUGCUUUAUCCACCAAAGAGUGUAAUAAUGGAGAACUAGAAUGUAAUAAAAAAUCAAAUAUUCAUAAUCAUACACAUCAGCAUCAUCAUCAGCAUCAGCAUCGUCACAAUUUGGAAAAGAAAUUGCCAUCAAACAUAAAGAACGACCUCGCAUCAUCAAAGACCAUUUCAUCGGCAUCAUUCUCUUCAGAAUCAUCAUCUUCAGAAUCACCUAAUAACAGUAAUUCACUAUUCGAUCUUAACAUUACUCAGGAUGUUGUUAACGAAUUACCAGAUAGCUAUUCAAGACCCACCAUGAGUUCAAGAUCAAGCGAUAGCACGUCUCCCGUUUUAAAAUCUACAAGACCACUCUUGAAGAAUCAUAGGAGGAAGUCCUCCAUUAGACUAUCUUUGGAGAAUUCAUUUUCUCCAUAA
Naumovozyma castellii is the source of this 1119-nucleotide messenger RNA. RefSeq names its product Isf1p (gene ISF1). NCBI's taxonomy places the organism in Eukaryota, Fungi, Ascomycota, Saccharomycetes, Saccharomycetales, Saccharomycetaceae. The coding region runs from base 1 to 1119 and encodes 372 amino acids. The record is from RefSeq and is a predicted model, not a curated record. The transcript has a single exon.